Messenger RNA from Protopterus annectens (West African lungfish), 675 nucleotides. Its product is annotated as chromodomain-helicase-DNA-binding protein 4-like. The transcript is spliced from 4 exons. The record is from RefSeq and is a predicted model, not a curated record. Bases 1 to 660 code for a protein of 219 amino acids. NCBI's taxonomy places the organism in Eukaryota, Metazoa, Chordata, Ceratodontiformes, Protopteridae.
AUGAAGGAGCCCAAGUCUUCAGGCCAGUUACUGCAAGAGUGGGGCAUGGAAGACAUUGAUCACGCAUUCAGUGAGGAGGAUUACCGGAUGCUAACAAACUACAAGGCCUUCAGUCAGUUUGUAAGACCGCUGAUUGCUGCGAAGAACCCAAAGAUUGCAGUCUCAAAGAUGAUGAUGGUUCUGGGGGCUAAGUGGCGAGAGUUCAGCACAAACAACCCCUUCAAAGGGACAUCAGGGGCAUCAGCAGCUGCAGCAGCUGCCGCAGUGGCUGCGGUAGUUGAAAGUAUGGUAGCCAACACAGAGACUAUAUCUGUACCACCUCCUGUAGAGGUACAGCCACUCAGGAAAGCAAAGACGAAGGAGGGAAAAGGUCCUAAUGCCAGACGGAAGACAAAAAGCCCACGGCCUCCUGAAGUUAAGCAAAAAGCCAAACCUAAGAAAGUUGCACCACUGAAGAUUAAACUGGGAGGUUUUGGCAAUGCCAAUGCCAAACGUAAACGGUCAUCGAGUGAGGAGGAAGACAUGGAUGUGGACUCUGAUUUAGAUGAUGCCAGUAUAAACAGCUAUUCGGUUUCUGAUGGGUCCACCAGUCGAAGCAGCAGAGGACGGAAGAAGUUUCAUGUAAACAAGAAAAAGAAGAAAGGUAUUUGGGAGAGUUAGGGCAGUGUAAUGUGU